Cryptosporidium muris RN66 is the source of this 765-nucleotide messenger RNA. RefSeq lists its product as uncharacterized. The coding region runs from base 1 to 765 and encodes 254 amino acids. NCBI's taxonomy places the organism in Eukaryota, Apicomplexa, Conoidasida, Eucoccidiorida, Cryptosporidiidae. The transcript has a single exon. The record is from RefSeq and is a predicted model, not a curated record.
AUGGAAAAGGUCAAUUUUUUAUCUAGAAUCUACAUAUACUAUCAGGGUAUAUACUAUAAUUUGUUAAGCAGCUUUAUAUACGGGCGUCGCUAUAUUAAGAAUACACCUGCACCUCGUUAUACAAAGAAGGAUAUUUUCAUUAUCUGUUUCUAUAUUGUUUGUUGGCUAUGUAUAUCACUAUUUAUUCCUCUAUGUGGUAUAACUUUAACUUUUGCGAUUUCUCCCAAUAUGAUAGAUUUGAUGCCAGCUAUAAAUAGUAGCGAUUACUUUACUAUCUCAAACCCAUUGACUAAGACAACUAUAACUAACAAUUUAGUUGGUUUUAAAUCAUCUUUCUCAUUUUUACUAGAUAUAAGUAGGGUUGACUAUUUAUUUCUUAUCGAAGUAGAAGUUAAUAGUGCCGAUAUUGCAUACUUGGGACCAGUUCCUAUAGAUACAGCUACAGGUAAGAUAUCAUGUAAUACAAGAACUAUACCUUAUUUAUUUACAGAUGUAACAACACUUGAUUACAUCCCAAUACCAAAAUCCAUGGUAGAUCUUUCAUGUACGGAGGAUUACAAAAGUUGUAUAGUUGGCUUUACAAUAUCCCCCUAUUUAUUGAUCCCCUUGUAUACAGAAGAGUCUUUUAAAAAUGACUUAAUAGCCGGUCAUUCAAAUUUCGUGACUAAAAUCCACUUUAUAAAUUCUAAAUUACCUAAAAACUUUAUCUCUAGAGACUUAGGCUUUAGAUAUAUAAAGUUUUCACUACCUAUUCAAACAAAAUAA